Molecule: messenger RNA, 630 nt
Organism: Peronospora farinosa
Lineage: Eukaryota; Oomycota; Peronosporomycetes; Peronosporales; Peronosporaceae
Source: the annotation of a GenBank genome assembly
AUGAGCGCGACCGAGAGCAUUUUACUGGCGGUCGCUCGUGAGCACUCGGAGCAAUUUACGGCCGGCACAAUCAAGUCACCAUGGGGUUAUUUUGAGUAUAGUGUCAAACUGGCAUUAGCUCGUUGGACGGCAUUGCGUAUGGCUGUUGAGGGCGAAUGGGGCGGCGGUGACACUCGUCGCAAGUACGAAAUUCUGCUGGAGGAGAUUCUUCACGUCUUCAAGUACAAUAAAGUGGUGUACGCUGAUGCGAUGGCCGAUAAUAUUGGCGGAUACGUCGAGACGGAAUUUGGACUCUUGUGUGAGGAUGGCAGCAUUGAGGAGCUUGCGGAGCUGCUGACGGUAUUGGCGGAAGAGUGCAAGAAGGCGCAAUACGAUCGCAUUAAAGCCAUGCACGAGCAGAUCCAGUCGCUUUUUCCAAUUGACUUGAAGGCUGUUAAAGUAAAGACGCAGGAUGACGGCAUGGGACCAGCUGAACGCAGUGAUCAGAGUCUUGGCGCUAUCUUAGAGGAGGCGGAGCCGGAGAUACCACUUGUCGAUGAAGAUGGCUUCAUUGCAGUGCGUCGCUCGAGCAGACGGAAGGCACCCACAAAAUUCUACGACCCCGCAGCGGAGUUCCCAGGAGCAGCAUAA